AUGCCUCGAUGUAAACAUCCAGAAUAUUUGAAAAAUAUCAAUACUGCAAUGAAAGAAGGCUCCAUUAAUACUUGUGCUCGAAAAGCAGCUUUUCUCGCUCAAAUAGCACAUGAAAGUGCUGAAUUGGUCUAUGUGGAAGAAUUGGCUUCUGGUCAAGCAUAUGAAGGUCGAAAAGAUCUUGGCAAUACUCAAAAAGGAGAUGGAAAACGAUUUAAAGGUCGUGGUCCCAUUCAACUGACAGGUCGAGCUAACUACAGAGCAGCUGGAAAAGCUUUAGGCUUGGAUUUGGUGAAUCAUCCUGAAAGGGUCAAAACGCCUGAAGUCGGAUUUCGAACGAGUGUAUGGUUUUGA
This is a messenger RNA of Rotaria sp. Silwood1, 351 nucleotides long. The record is from the annotation of a GenBank genome assembly. NCBI's taxonomy places the organism in Eukaryota, Metazoa, Rotifera, Eurotatoria, Philodinida, Philodinidae.